GCCACCGCGACCGACGUUUGGUCAUUAGGUGACUGAAGCUCGCAGUGUGCGGACACUCCAGCACCGCCUUCAGUCCGACCCCGGGACCGGGAGAAGUCAGACAGAGGAGACUUUACGCACAGCUCUGCUGAGGAGAUGGAAUGCAUUGAAAGGACUCCGACUCUGUGAAAGUUUGGGUUUUUCUCGUGGAAAAGCAAAUUACAGACAAUUAAUCGGAAUGCAGUCACGCUUCACAUUCGCCUUCUUUUGAGGUGCAGCAGAGGAUGACACCUGCACCACACUUGGCAUCUUUGAAUAGUAGGUCAAAGCUUCUGCGAGAGUGACUUUCUGCCUCUCAUUCUGCACUCAGAUCACAGUCCCGCUCGCUCUGGUCCUUGGUUAUUUUCUGCAGCUGCAGAAUCAGUGCAUGUGUUGCGCUCCUAUAGCCUAUGUCUUCAUCUUUGCACCGUCGCGGACUGCGGCAGGAACGCACAAGCGGGCAAUCAUCUCGUACCUGGACUGCGCGUAAACGCAGCACUCUCUGACAUGCCUGCACUACUCACCUCUUCAUGAGAUCACACCUCCUGGAUAUUUAGAAUAAAAGAAAAGGAAAAACUUCCUCCUCAUCACCAGUGAGGCAGUAUAAUCUGUGAAGCACUGACUGACUCACCAUGGGCACCGUACUAUCAUUAUCACCCAGCUCUCGCAAAUCAGGCUACUAUGACAACCGUCCCGGCUCUCUCAGCCACUACCCGAGCCUCAGCAGCCGCUCCCUCAACAGCCAAAAAGACCGCGGGCUAAAGAGGGGCCAGUCCAUCUUCCUCCCAGCACUCACAUGGAAGAGACUUGUGGCCUCUACAAAGAAGAAGGGCAACUCGAAGAAAGGCUCUGGUGGCCCGGUGGCCCUCGGGGAUCCUCUGAAUAACAACAACAACAUUAACAUCUACCAGAAGGAUCCCGUGCUGCACCUCAACCGUGAGAAUGUGAAGAAGUCGCUGUCAUGUGCCAACCUGUCCAGCUACGAGGGCCCAGCCGGUCUGGGUCUGGGGCUCGGCUAUGGACUGGGGAUGGGUCAGGGACAUGGAUAUGGCUACACCAAAUCCCAGCAGCUUUCCUCUGUGAAAAAAGUCCCCCAGGGCACGGUGACCUCGUCUCCGAAGCGCGUCAUCGUCCAGGCCUCCACCAGCGAGCUCCUCCGCUGUUUGGGGGAGUUCCUGUGCUGUCGCUGCUACCGCCUGAAGCAUCUGUCUCCGGCCGAUCCGGUGCUCUGGCUGCGGGCUGUGGACCGCUCGCUGCUGCUGCAGGGCUGGCAGGACCAGGCCUUCGUUACUCCGGCCAACGUGGUCUUCGUCUACAUGCUGUGCCGAGACGUAGUGGAUGGUGAUCUAGUGGCGUCGGAGCACGAGCUGCAGGCCAUCCUGCUCACCUGCCUCUACCUGUCCUACUCCUACAUGGGCAAUGAGAUCUCAUACCCUCUUAAGCCCUUCCUGGUAGAGGCGGGCAAGGAGGCCUUCUGGGACCGCUGCCUCGCCAUCAUCGACGCCACAAGCUCCAAGAUGCUGCGCAUCAAUGCAGACCCGCACUUUUUCACACAAGUAUUUGCUGAACUCAAGAGCGAAGGAGGCUGCGGCCCUCAGGAUUAUAGCCGGGUGCUUGAUCGGUGAGCACCCAUCCUCGCUGACCACAUGCCUUUGUGUACACUCAUGCACUCGUACACACACACACACACACAUACACACACACACAUAAUUGUCAUGCAGAUUGCUCCACCCCUUUUUCUUCUAUGAAGGCCUAUCUUAAAAGAAUUACACAGAAGUAUUGAAUCAUUGCAUUUGUGCUUGUUGCCAUUGUCCCAUCCGUCCACAGAUAACUGGUUGAGUGGGGCUUACAGCUGUUUGUGAGUUUACUUUAACCAUUUGGUCCACCUGCUCCCUUCCGUGUCUGGUCCCAGUCGUCCCAGCUACUCCUCUGUAUCUGCACAGCCUCACCUUAACAUUAUCAAUCUGUAUGCACAAGGCAAGGAGAUGCCAUCACCUUACGCAAAGCACGUUUUUUUUCCCAAUAGUGACAGAAGAGAAAAUAGGGCUCAGACAACAUAGUCCACAUGAAAAUUUCAUGGAUAAUACAAAGCAACAUCUUGACAUCCUCCGCCGUCUCAAGUGCCCGCGGUUCAGACUGAUGGGAACAGCUGAGACGUCCAUGUUUGCUCAGUAAAACAAAACGAACAGGCAGUGUGUUUUUGUGGAGCCUUUUGAGGGAACACUUGCUGUUUGUUUUUCCCUUCACUCACUCAAACCUGCCAGCGGCUCUUCCGUGUGUUAAAGUCUCAUUUAACCCUGAGGAGGAAGCCGAACAUGCGUUUACCGUGGGCAUGUUUGGUGCGAGCGCAUGCAUGGCUGUGCGCGCAGGCAUCGUGCGCUGGACGGCAGCCAAGGUCAUCAGCUGUUUACCCCAUCCUUUGUUCCCUGCAUCUUGUUGACAGGGCACCCACAGCCGUGGUAUUAAUGAGAUUAGCCGAUUACUGCUGCCCCUCCCCUACGUCAACCUCUCCCCCUUCUUGUCCGGUCGGCAGCCCUGCAGACCUUCAGUGGCUAAUCCAGCCCAGGCAGGACUGGGCAGGACUAUAGACACACACACAUUAAAAUACUUUGCUGUGUGUGCUUUAUUCUCCGUGCUGCGUGAAUGUGUGGCACACGUGUGCAGCUUGGGGUCCGAGGUGGAGGCAGCAAAUCUUUCCAGAGGCCAUCCAGGCAGAAAUGACAGACGAAAGGCGUUUGUUAUUGCUGCUUCUGAAUUUGUCCCACUUUCUCAUCCCUCACCUGCGCAUCCUCAUCUUCCAUCAACAGGCUCUCAGGAACUGGGAGUUCAUUUCUCUCAUGUUCCUCCCUCCGCUCGACUAUUCCCUUGAAUGAAGCCAUUGGCAUUUGUGCUUCAGUGGCUUUAAUCCCUGGUCCUCGUGUGUUUUACUGUGCAUGUCAGUGAUGGGUCACAGAUGAGCUCCAAGUUCAUUGUUUUUAGAUUUUAAGGGCUUAUCAACUGCAUUUGAACCACUGUAGUCAUAAGAAGAUUUGGUUCUACAGUAAUUUAUAUUUGGUGGCUUUUUAUUUUUUUUCUGGGAGCUCUCUCUUCUUUCACAUGCAUGCAGGGGAAGCCAGAGGAAGGGAGAGCAGCUGCAAGACCCAGCUGAGAACAGAGCAGGCAUCAGCGGCAGCAGACGUGAUAUUUAUUAAGUCAGACACAGCAUGGAAGGACGAGCUGGGGUGGAAGUGGGUUGCAAAGUGACUUGCCCUAUAUGAGAUAGAAAGUUGGCUCUGUAGAAGGGUAACAGCUGAGCAAUCAGCUGAUCUGGGCUUGCGUUAAAAUCAGCCAAUCUGCCAAGAUUGCGGCUGAGCUUGACUUCAUGGCCGCCGUGAACUAGAGCUACGUCUUGUAAUGCUGACAGCACAAUAAAAGCUCGAUUAAAGCCCAAAUGUUCAAAUUUUCAGAAAAACGCUAGACGUAUGGAUUCUUUUAGAUUUUUUAAUCAAGGUUGAUAAACUCACAUAUUUAAAGGGUUUGGGGGAGAAAAAUGAAGAGGCUUCCCAACUUAUUUUGGGCUUAUGCUCCUUUAAAAAUUAUAUGUGUGUCUGUGACUCAUCGCUGAUGCGUAUGUCUAAUUGUAAAACGUGUUUUUAAAAGAAAAAUGUAAGUCAUUUACAUAAAGAAGGUAAAUGUUUGUGGAAAAAAAGAUAUCUUUUUGUUCUCCUCCUCUUUUAAUCACUUCAAGAUCCUUCAGAGUCUUUCCUGUGACCCUUAUUUUGGGUUCUUGAGGGGGUUUAUGAUGAAUUUGAACCAAGAAGCUGUUUAAAACAUAAAAAUUUCUUAUUGUGUGAAGUGGAAAUGCCUUAAUCUUAUUGUAGCAGGGCAUCUGGAGGUUUUGGUGCUCCACCUCCCUUCUCCACGUGGCAAUCACUUUGGUGUGAUGCUUCGCUAUAUUCUCGGCCACAAGGUCGUACGAUACACGAGCAUCUUCUAAUCCUGCAGCCCAAUCAAACAGAGGGAACCCAGGAUGAAAACAUGGAGAAAUAAGCAAACAAUUCCCCUCGAGUGAAGCCUUCAAGCCCAGCUCUGACAAAGUGAAGGCUGCCCCACCGCCUACUCCAGCUCAUCCAAGCUUACUGGAGUUGAGCCUCCCUGCUCUCCUGAGGGGUCUCGCAUGAGCUCACGCCAGCCUGAGAGGAGCGACUGUGGUGAGUCACGCUCGGAGAGUCGAGUAGUGAAACAUCGCUUUCUCUACAGCGUUGACCAGCAGCCAUUUUGGACUUGUAGGUCAGCGCAGCUCUCUCUGCGGCCUGGUUUCGUCUCUAACAAGGACACUUGUGUCUUAACUCACCCCCUCCUGCCUCUCCCCUCCCUACACACACUCAGCUGUUGUUCCCUGCCUGUUUCAUUAGAUUUGACACCCCGCACCCGCCAGCCAUUGUCAGGACGAGGAAGGGCAGAAUGGGCCAGUUUGUUGGCACCGGCUUGGUUUGUGUUUGCGUGUGCAUGCAGGUCAAAGUUAAGGGCAACAUCUGCUUCCACCAUGCAGCUCGUGCAGACCUGGGUGAUAAUUAAAUCAUCUCAUUGACAUCAGCAAGAAAUGAGGAGUAGAGGAGCACAUCGCGACCCUUUUCUUUUAAUGAAAAAGGCCUUUUUCUUACACGUGGCCUAUUCUUCACUCUCUGUAGCAGCACAGACACAGCACAGAACCACGAUUAUAUCAGCCUGAUCGUUAGAAUUUGACCCUAAACAAAAAGGCAACACCUCCCCCGCCCCUUUUUUCAGCACAUCUGUCCAAUCAGUCGGCAGCUGGACUGUAUAGCUGUUCCUUAACUAACUCGCUUUUUAGCUGGAACUGUAAUUCUGUUUUAUCCAAUCAAAACCCCCCGAUAUGCGUCCCGAGCGGAUUCUUGCUUCUGACUGACGGCGGACACACGAUGCCUGUGAUUUAACCGUGAUAAAACAGUGCAGUUUGGACCUCGCUCUGUAAAUGGGACCUCCGUCUGGGACUUUGGCAACUGAGAGUUGCAGAAUAUUUCAGGUGGCUCUUUGCAGGAGGCUUUGGCUGUUUGUGAACAAUGUUACAAAAGACUUAAAAGAUAAGUCUGGUAUUGUUCUUUAUUUUUCUUACUGUCAACAAGCAUCAGACUGGGUUUUUACGCUUUCAGACUUGUCUGCAAGCUGGUUCUGACUGAAGACGGGACGUGAAUGUAUACUUUUAUUUUAUGAAAAAGGGGUGGGCACUUUAGUUUAUAGGAAACAUCAAUGACACAGGAGGAAAUUAGUUGGGGAAUUUACAGCUGCAGGGUUCGAGUUAGAAAAACUACAGUGCCUAUGUUCAUUAAAUUAAGCAGCAUGUGUUUGUGUUUAAGCUGCUGCGUAUCAAUAAUUAUUUGAUCUGUUGACACUAAGAAAUCUGGAAAGUACAUCACUGCUUAUCCUUUAAGCUGCCACAGCUCUGUGAGCUGUGUUAUUUCAGUGCUGCUGUAGGUUGGUGUGUCAUUUCAAUGGCACGCCUUAGACUGAUGAUGUAAAUACGAGGAUGUGUAACAAAAAGAGCUGUUAAGAAUGAAAAAAUGAACAAAAACAAAUAGUGUUGCUGUGUAGUAGCAUGCAUGCCAGCCAGGUAGUUUAGAUAUUUUUCUUUCUUUUUUUUUUACUUCUGCUUUUGUUGGAUAUGUGUGAUGUUUUAAAUGAAUUUCUAUGGUAAUUUAAAACUGGAUCUCAUUGGUUACAGGAAACACGAUGUCGUCAGUAUUAAAGUCUCUCAUGGCUGCAGGUGUAACGAUCAACAUUAUGGUCUGCUCAUGUUCAGAAACACUAGAGACAUUUAACGAAACAGAAAAGCUCGUUUUUCGAAAGUCCUGAAAGAUCAAAGCGUGUCACGUGACUCACUCUCACACCAGGCUUCAUUUGUCACUUCGCUAAGUUAGAUGUGGUCAUCUGGAGUCUUUUUUAAAACCCGAGCUCGCCCCUGUCUUGUUGCUAAAUUCGUAAAGAACUGAUCGAGUUAGAGGCUUUUCUCAUCGAUGCACCAGCUGGUGACACAAAGGCGUCCAUUGUGCGUGCAGCAGUCGUCGCAGGCGGCUCCGGCUCGGCCUGCGUCCUCUGAUGCAAAACAACACGUUAAAAUUUCACCACAACUUCACUUUUUUCUGCGUCUUUUCCUGUGCCAGGAGUGGACAGAUGUUAGUCCAGAGAUAAAUAUGUAACUGUCCAGUCCAUUUCCUCCUCCACCGCUGCUGCUGCUCCUGAGUUUCCAUGGUUACUUUCCUCAGACAUCUUUUAUAACUGUCGCACCGAGAUGAAGCAGCACCUCGAGCGACUUUUGUAAAGCCACUCAAGUGUGCGUCUCUCUAAAAGUGAAAAUACUGUUGAUGGGGAAAACUUGAAGAAAAACAAAUGUGACUGUUUCAUUUUUUUUUCUUUUUUUUGUUGUUUAUUUCCUUUUUCAUGAUGAUGACGAUGAUGAUGUUUACUAUAUUGAUUAUUUAAUAAAGUAUUGAGCUGAAA
Messenger RNA from Maylandia zebra (zebra mbuna), 6513 nucleotides. Its product is annotated as cyclin-dependent kinase 5 activator 1. NCBI's taxonomy places the organism in Eukaryota, Metazoa, Chordata, Actinopteri, Cichliformes, Cichlidae. Gene Ontology annotation, molecular function: cyclin-dependent protein serine/threonine kinase activator activity; protein kinase binding. The record is from RefSeq and is a predicted model, not a curated record. Gene Ontology annotation, cellular component: protein kinase 5 complex; cytoplasm; growth cone. Gene Ontology annotation, biological process: axon guidance; brain development.